Molecule: messenger RNA, 2208 nt
Organism: Phytomonas sp. Hart1
Lineage: Eukaryota; Euglenozoa; Kinetoplastea; Trypanosomatida; Trypanosomatidae
Source: the annotation of a GenBank genome assembly
AUGCAUCGCGACGAUGGUUCGAUUAACGGAAAGCGGCCGCCGAUCGACGCGCCUGAGUCUUUGCCCGCGUGCAAGUUCGCACGUCUGUCGGACGCCCCGGUCGGUGCCAGCCUCACGCCGGGUCCCGCACCGGCCUCCCCUGCGGUUGGGGCCACGAACCCGUUUACAGGGCGCCCCUACAGCGCAUCCUACUACACCCUGCUGGCGGCUCGAGAGCGGAACCCGGUGUUUGCGCAGAAGGCGCUCAUCCAGAAAACCGUCCUUGCCAACCAAGUCACCCUUCUGAUCGGCGAAACCGGGAGCGGGAAGACGACCCAGGUUCCGCACUUCUUGGCCGAGAUGCAGGUCAGCUUUCCCGGGAUGAUCGGCUGCACGCAGCCGCGACGGAUUGCCGCCAUCGCCGUCGCCACGCGCGUCGCCGAGGAGAUGGAUGUGGUUUUGGGCGAGGAAGUCGGCUUUAACGUUCGCUUUCAAUCCCAAAAGUCGGGCCGAACCAAAGUUUUAUACCUCACGGAUGGGAUGCUGCUCCGCGAGACCGCGGCCGAUCGCGAUCUCGCGCGCUAUAGCGUGAUCGUCGUCGACGAGGCCCACGAGCGCACGGUCGACACCGAUGUCGUUCUGGGGCUUUUGAAGCGGCUCUUGAAGCGGCGUCCGGGGUUUCGUGCGGUGGUGAUGUCCGCCACGCUGGAUAUCACGACGAUUCGGGGCUUUUUUCCCGACUCCGCCCUGGUGGAAGUGCGCGGGCGCCGCUUCGCCGUGGAGGUGUCUUACCUCCCAACGGCAAUCAAGGACUACGUCGCGGAGGCGGUGCGGUGCGUCUGUCAGAUUCACCAGGACGAACCGGCGGGGGAUAUUUUGUGUUUUUUGACAAGCGAGGCCGAGAUCGAGCGCGCCGUGGCCGCGACGCGGGCGGCGCUUAGGCCGGAAUCGGGGGAAAUCGUACACCGUGAAUCCUCCUCGCCGAUGGCGGCGGUGGUGUGGCCGCUUUUUGGCUCGCAAAAUCUCCCGGAGCAGCAACGCGUCUUCGGGCCGACCCCUGCGGGGGCGCGCAAAAUCGUCUUCGCCACGAACCUCGCGGAGACGUCCGUCACGAUCGACGGGGUGGUGUACGUCGUGGACAGCGGUUAUCAACGGCAGAGCCUCUACAACGCGCAGGCCCGGGUGGCGUAUUUGGUCCCGGCCGUGAUUAGUCAAGCUUCGGCGGCCCAGCGGAUGGGCCGGGCCGGGCGAACCCGCCCCGGGAAGUGUUAUCGGUUAUAUACCGCCGCCGAUUUUGCCGGGUUUCCCCCGCAAACCCACCCGGAGAUGCGGCGCACAGAUAUUGUCAACACCGUCCUGCUGCUGCUUCAGCUCGGGGUGGGGAACGUGUGCGAGUUUCCUUUUCUCGACGCCCCAUCCCAGGACGCCCUGGGGGACGCCUUUUAUCAGCUGCUUUUCUUCGAGGCCGUGGAUGAGGGGCUGGGGCUGACCCCGUUCGGCGCCCGCAUGGCGGCCUUCCCGGUUGACGCCUGGUUUUCGCGGAUGUUGUUGAAGGCGGAGGCCCACGGCUGCGCCGCCGACGUCGCCGUCGUGGCCGCGAUGCUCGAGGCGGGGAAUAUUUUCCUUCGCGCCCCCGCGGCGGACGACCCUCGCGGCCCUUUCGCCCACCCCGACGGCGACCACGCCACGCUCUUUGGGAUCUUCCACGCCUACCGCCGGCAGUCCUCCGAGGCCGCGGGGUUUUGCCGACGCCACGCCCUACGCCAUUCCGCCCUCCAGCGCGCCAUGCAGAUUUAUCAACAACUCCGCGAUUUUAUGGCACGGAGCCGGAUUUCGGUCUGCUCGACCUACGAUGAGGGGACGCAGACCGUCAACACGGUCGCCCUCCGCCGGGCGAUUUUGGAAGGCUUUUUUACGAACAUCGCCUACCUGCCCCCUCACGCGACCGCCUAUCGCACAGUGCGUGAUGGGCUGACGAUUCAAACCCACCGCCAGUCGAUGUUGAGUAGUAAAAGCCAAAUGCGCCCGGCGUGGAUUAUGUACGACCGACUGGAGGUCCACGGCGAGGACGGUAUGUUUGUCCGCGUCGCCUCCCCGGUAGAGCCGGAAUGGCUUCUCCAGACGAGUGAAUUAUUUUUCUGCUCUGCCGAAAUCAGUAAUGGGGAGGCCGCGUUGGCGCUGAAGAAGCUCGCGGCGCAGAGGGGAGAGGGGAAGGCGAAAACCACCUGA